CUCCAGCGCCAGCGGAAGCCCCGAGCCCGAGCGUCGUGUUCGCCGCGAGUGCAGAUCCGAGAGAGUGAUUGAUAGCCGCGUCCCAGGAAGCCAAGUGCGUGCGGAUCCGUGAAUCGCGCAGAGACAGACGGUCCUGAGGGCUGCUGAAUCGAAAGCCAGUCGGUCGCCUGCCCGGAGUGGCGUGUCAGUGACACCGGCGAGGGCGUAAUUGAUAUCCUCCGGCGGAGCUUUCGGGGAAGUGACACGAGUGUUAAUGAAACGUACGAUUUGGCCGAACAGAGAGUGAAGUUGGUGCAAAUUGUGGGCCACGCUUGGCCAAUUAUUAUGGGAAAGUAGAAGGAUCAGCCGAAGAAGAGGAAUCAUCAUCAGCACAAUGACUCACCUUCUGUUCCGCCGCGGCCGAAUCAUCACAAUCAUCCUGUUCUUCUGCCAUGGCCAAACACAAGCACAUCAGUUUAAUACCAGUGGACUUCCCUUCGUAAGGAUGAUCCACUAUUAAUUGACAACAGGAAGCACUUCGCAUUCUGUGUGACGAGCGAGAUACUUGGAAAAGAGAGCGUAGGUGGGGUGCUGCAUGAAAAAUGUCGCCGGAAGUGGGACAAAUUUUGGUGGCAGUUGCCCUCUUCCUCAGCACAGAUGCCAUCCGAAUCGAUACAACAUCGCACGGCCACCAAUCAAGGAGGAGCGGUGGCACGGAUGUCUUCACAUCGCCAUUCCUUGCAGAGCACCGGGUAACGAAUAUAACGACCCAAAUAGGCACCCAUGCCUAUCUGCCGUGCAAGGCGAGACAGUUGGCCAACAAAUCAGUGUCAUGGGUGAGAGUUCGAGACGAUCACAUUUUAACGGUGGACCGCACAGUGUUUAUCGCCGAUGACCGCUUCCAAUCAUUCUACGUCGAGAGCACCGGCAUGUGGACGCUGCAGCUCAAGUAUGUGCAGGCUCGCGAUGCUGGGAUUUACGAAUGUCAGGUGUCCACAGAGCCGAAGGUCAGCGCCCGGGUCCAUUUGCACGUAGUUGUGCCACGAACUGAAUUGAUGGGCGACUCAAAUCGCUACGUGAAGGCGGGCAGCAGAGUGAUAAUUCGGUGUGUAGUGCGAGGCGCCCUGGAGCCACCGGCCUAUGUGUUCUGGUACUUUGGGCUCGAGCAAAUUUUCACGGACAAUAGAUACGGGUGGAUCAUGCAGACUGAUAGUGAGAGUGACACCCAUAGCACAAUUGCAUCUCUAAUCAUCCCAUCGGCCCGCAAGCGAGACACUGGAAAUUACACCUGCAACCCUUCCAACAGCGACGCCGUCACCGUUCUCUUGCACGUCAUCAACGCCGAAUACUCAGCAUCCGCUGUGACGUCUGCAGCAUCGGGUCAUGGAAGUGUGCAGAGUGAAAUUGUGGCAAUCAUUGUGGCGUUUGUGGUGCACAUUCAAACGUGACAACAUACUCUCGCAUGUAGUGAUGUAUAAAGAGGACUUUUUAUUUAAGGAAAAAAGGAAGAUACUGUCUCAUACUGUAAAUUGGUGAAAGAAAUUAAUUGGAAGUUGUACAAGAAUGCGAGGUUCCGAAGGAAUGGCGAAUAGACUAAUUGCACCAGACGACACCCGGAAGGAAUUCAGCGAAAUUGAAAUUGUAGCUGCAAGAUACCAGAGAUGAAUGGUGAGAAAAUUACAGACGAAAUUAUUCAAUAAUUGAAACUACAGUAAGAAAUUAAUUGACAUUAAGUAAAUGAGAAGUGGAAAAGGAGGAAAAAAUGCAAUAGAUAAGGCGACAGAGAAGAAAGAAAUUCCAUAGAUCAAUUUUUCCCACUUGUGACCCAUUUCCCUUUUUUCGUUUUUCUCAUUCUACCCUUCGGGAUAUCCAUAACACUUUCGAUUGCAACAAGAUCCGGGAGUGAGCUUUCUCGGACUAGUGAACGGAGGACAUCACUUGUUAAAUGGAUAUAAAAGAUAAAAGUUAGAGCAGGAUAAUUCUCGUGAAUAGAAAAUUGUACAAUGUAUAAAUUGAAGUCAUUGUGUGGAUGAGAAAGGCGUGAGAGCUUUUGAGAGCGAAUGGGAGCUAAUCAGAGCAAAGCGAGGACAUUGAUUUAACGAAAAA
Messenger RNA from Phlebotomus argentipes, 2085 nucleotides. RefSeq names its product zwei Ig domain protein zig-8-like. Gene Ontology annotation, cellular component: neuron projection membrane. Gene Ontology annotation, biological process: synapse organization. The record is from RefSeq and is a predicted model, not a curated record. Bases 582 to 1427 code for a protein of 281 amino acids. NCBI's taxonomy places the organism in Eukaryota, Metazoa, Arthropoda, Insecta, Diptera, Psychodidae. The transcript has 9 exons.